Molecule: messenger RNA, 1083 nt
Organism: Ilex paraguariensis (yerba mate)
Lineage: Eukaryota; Viridiplantae; Streptophyta; Magnoliopsida; Aquifoliales; Aquifoliaceae
Source: the annotation of a GenBank genome assembly
AUGGGUGGGGGAGUGAGAAGAACAUUGAAGAAGGGUUUAGGAGAGAUGGGGUUCGCCGUCGGUGGUGGAACCGUCAACUGGUUCCCUGGCCACAUGGCUGCAGCCACUCGAGCCAUUCGCGACCGCCUCAAGCUCGCCGACCUCGUCAUCGAAGUCCGCGACGCCCGCAUACCACUGUCCUCUGCAAACCAAGACCUCCAGCCUUUGCUCUCCAGCAAACGACGCCUUAUUGCUCUCAACAAGAAAGAUUUGGCCAAUCCCAAUAUCAUGCAUGAGAAGAUUAAGCGAGCUACAGUGGGACCAUUGCCUGGUGUUACACAAGAUAUUGCCGGAUAUAAGAUUGACUUGCCUAAUCUGAUUAUAAUGGAGAUGUAUGGGGCGAUAGAUAAUGAGGUAGCCAAUGCUUUUCUUCCUUUUGGAGGAAUAAUUAGAGCUUUGCUGAAGAAACAUGGAGCGGAGAUUUCUUUUGAGAUAGAAUAUAAAGAAUCAAUGUUUGUGAUAUCUAGCAGUGCUAUUGCCCAUCACCCUAGCAUAUAUGUUUUGGACAGUCCAGGAGUAUUGGUUCCUAGUAUCCCAAACAUAGAAACAGGGUUAAAGCUAGCUUUAGCAGGGUCCGUGAAAGAUUCUGUGGUUGGGGAAGAGCGUAUUGCUCAGUAUUUACUAGCAGUUCUGAACACUCGGAGCACUCCCCUACACUGGAGGCACUUGAAUGGUAGAGGAACUGAGGUGCUUAAGUGUGAAUCUGAUGACAAAAAAGAGUAUAACCUCAGAGAUCUUCUGCCGAAAAGGAGGAAGCCCCAAAGUAACUCUGAUGUGCAUUACAUUGAGGAUAUUGUUACUGAAGUUCAGCGUGCACUAUACACACCUCUCUCGGAAUUCAAUGGUAGUUUGGAGAAUGAAAGUGAUCUGGAGAGCCUUAUAGAGCAGCAGUUUGAAGCGCUCCAGAAAGCAUUGAAGAUACCCCACAAGGCAUCUGAAGCUCGUACCAUGGUGUCAAAGAAGUUCCUCACUUUAUUCAGGAUAGGUAAACUCGGUCCCUUCAUCCUUGACGAUGUCCCUGAUGCCUCUAAUUCUCUAUCUUAA